Messenger RNA from Cuscuta europaea, 1104 nucleotides. Lineage: Eukaryota; Viridiplantae; Streptophyta; Magnoliopsida; Solanales; Convolvulaceae. The record is from the annotation of a GenBank genome assembly.
CCCUACUCUCGUCUCCAAUGAACGGACUCUUACAGAAACGCCGGGGAAGAACGAAGUACAACCGUACUACUCACUGAUUAACCUGCACCGACUCACUAACUUGCGCUAUGAAUUUGCUUAGCCAUCUCUGGGAUGACACCGUCGCCGGACCUCCUCCCGACGACGGUCUCGGAAAGCUUAGAAAAUUUUCUACUUUUAGUUCCCGUACGGAUUCCGGCAAGGCUGCAGAAUCAGAGGCUCAGAAUCCGAACCAGAGAUCACUGACCCUGGACACAAGUGACGAUGGUAUGAGAGUGACGAAAAGUAUCAUGAUACUAAAGUCUCCUCGUAAUCAGAGCAAGGAUUCCCCUCCUCAAUCGCCGUCUCCAUCGCCGGCGGGAUCCACUCCUCCGGUAUCUCCAUUUUUCGGUAAGCUUGUGCAGGCGGGAGAGAGGCGUAUCGUUUCAAGAAGAGAUCGGCAUCAUUUGCGUACGAGAACGCCCGAGGUAUUGGACCCAGAAGUCCUCCUCCUCCUUACGACCUGUGAAAUAUGAGGCAGCCAAUGCUACCCCUUUUUCUUCUCCCUGAGGUGGUGUUGAACGUAGCAGAGAGAUACCAUGUCUUUUGUAUGUUUGCCAGAGGAUGUCGAGCUAAUGUAAAUACGUCGUUUUGUCCCCUGUCCUUGGUGUUUCCCUUUUGCAUGGUUCCGGUGGAAGUCGUCAAGUCGGUCUUGGUACAAGCUGUAAAAUAUGUAGUGUGUUUGUGCAAUAUCUAUCCUUUCUCAUUUUCAGUGUAGCGUUUUCUCCUUGACAUAGUGAAGAUUGAAGAAUAAGAGCUUGUUUUUGCUUCUUCCUUUCUCAUUUCCACAAUGUCUGCUCAGGAAAAAAGGAAUUGAGUUGCCCAAAUAUAACAUACACCAAUUUUUUUAGCAAACUUUUGCGAUUUUUUUAAUGAAUUCACUGCAAUGUGCCAAGUUGCAUGUUAGAUUAACGAUGAACAUUCAAAUUUGAAUUCCAAGUUCCAAGUUCCAACUAUUGAGAACUCCAAAACCAUGUAUGAUUUUGGCGUCCUAGGAAUUUUUUGUAAAAAGAUUUUAAAAACGACUAGUCUCGACUGUUUUUUUAA